GUCAAAAAAAAAAAGUGGAGAUUUAUAUAAAUAUCUGAGGAUGGAGGCAGGCAGUCAAACCUGAACCUGCUGAGGCUUCAUCUGACAGCAUGAGGGUGGUCAACAUCGGGCCAGACCCAUCCCUGGCUUAUCGACCAAAUUUACAGAAGGACAAGGAUGAUUACAGAAACUAUGAGGGCGGUAUUCUCUUCAACCGAGUCUUUAAAACCUACAGCCUGAUGCACACCAACCAGACGCUGGAGUUUGUAAAGAAAAAGUCCUCUGAAUGGACCCAGUUCAACCACACUCAGAUGGGGAUGAUGGACGUCAUCACGUCUCUGGACCAGCUGGUGGACGAGUCGGACCCUGACGUCGACUUCCCCAACUCCUUCCACGCCUUCCAGACCGCCGAGGGCAUCCGCCAAGAACACCCAGACAAAGACUGGUUCCAGCUGGUGGGCCUGAUCCACGACGUCGGGAAGAUCUUAGCUCUCUGGGAUGAACCUCAGUGGGCUGUCGUGGGCGACACCUUCCCUGUAGGGUGCAAAUUUCAAAACUCGAUUGUUUUAAGAAACAGCACCUUCACGGACAGCCCUGACGAGAAAAACCCUGCAUACAACACUGAAUAUGGGAUCUAUGAACCAAACUGUGGCCUUGACAACGUCCUCAUGUCCUGGGGUCAUGACGAAUACCUCUACAGAGUUAUGAAGCACAACGACUGCUGCAUCCCAGAGGAGGGGCUCUACAUGAUCCGCUUCCAUUCCUUCUACCCGUGGCACUCUCACGGAGACUACAUGCACCUGUGCAACGACAAGGACCUGCAGAUGCUGCCCUGGGUCAGAGAGUUCAAUAAAUUUGACCUGUACACGAAAACCACCGACCUGCCCGACGUGGACGUGCUGAAGCCGUACUACCAGUCCCUGAUCGACAAAUACUGUCCUGGAGUCCUGCAGUGGUGAAGCGGCAGAAAUCAGCUAUGAUCACAUGAUGUAAAUAAUGAUGAUGUAAUGUUUUAUUGCAGCACUAAAGCUGGAUUAAGCACUUCCUACGUAUCAUCACUCUUUUUUAAAGACUUAUAUGUGGCAAAUAAUUUAGAGACAUAACGCAUGUACAAGUGUCUUUUAUUUCAUUAUUUUAAGAGGUUUAAAAGUGUAUAAAAACUACAUCUUCUGUGGUGUAUGUAAAAGCAUUUACAUACAUAAGGAAAAAGUGCUUUUUUUUGUUCUGUGUUGCCAAUAAAUUACAAAAAGUGGCCAAAUAA
This is a messenger RNA of Austrofundulus limnaeus, 1240 nucleotides long. It is a transcript of the gene miox, whose product is annotated as myo-inositol oxygenase. The transcript has 10 exons. Gene Ontology annotation, molecular function: iron ion binding; inositol oxygenase activity. The coding region runs from base 90 to 938 and encodes 282 amino acids. Gene Ontology annotation, cellular component: cytoplasm. NCBI's taxonomy places the organism in Eukaryota, Metazoa, Chordata, Actinopteri, Cyprinodontiformes, Rivulidae. Gene Ontology annotation, biological process: inositol catabolic process. The record is from RefSeq and is a predicted model, not a curated record.